Zea mays is the source of this 3803-nucleotide messenger RNA. RefSeq lists its product as uncharacterized. The record is from RefSeq and is a predicted model, not a curated record. The transcript is spliced from 13 exons. Gene Ontology annotation, cellular component: microtubule cytoskeleton. Gene Ontology annotation, molecular function: microtubule motor activity; ATP binding; microtubule binding. NCBI's taxonomy places the organism in Eukaryota, Viridiplantae, Streptophyta, Magnoliopsida, Poales, Poaceae. The coding region runs from base 697 to 3207 and encodes 836 amino acids. Gene Ontology annotation, biological process: microtubule-based movement.
CCCGACGGCCCCUCCCUCCAUCUCUCUCACACUCACCUCUCUCUCUCUCUCUGACACAAACACCGAGGGAGUAGUGACUACUACUGUCCUCAGACCUGUUGUGGACUUGUGGCACUGACUGGCUGAGUUUGAUCUCCCUUGACCACAGAAUCCUAUGUAUAUAGCUCGUUCCCUCUUUGUCUUUAAACAUAGCCGAAACAGUAAGUUCCAUGACCAGUUAUUCCAACUAUUCUACGUAUAGCUGAAGCAGCCAGAAGAGUUCCUGAGGGUAGCAUGAUGCCAUCCAUGGCGGAUCCUACUGUCGAGGCUCCGAAUGCUGAAGCCAACAGGAGGCAAUAACCUGCAGGUUGCAUACUCUCAUGUGCUUUGCUCUCAGCCCCUUCAGUUCACUGCUUUUGUGUGGGUUGGGGACUGUUUCCUCUGACGGGGACACGGCCGCGGCGAUGGAUAUGAGGCACAGAAUCCGCAGUCUUUGAAGGUGAUAGGGACCUGGGAACUCCAAGCUGCUCUUAAGCAAUGUAUGGGGGUGCUCUCCGGAGGCAGCUCCCGCAUCCAGCGUUUCCCUUCGUAUUAUGCUCUGCGAACAUUUGACCGAGCAUGGGAGUGCAGGAGGUAUCACCAGCAGAUAAAGGAACCGGGCCAGAAUGAUAGAGUAGCCAUACUGGUUCAUCUGCUGGCUUUGCAUAAUACCCGAACAUGGAUGGCAAAUCAGGGAACAUAGUGCAGAGUCUGCCUGAUACGCUGUCAUCCCUCAUGGGGCUCAACAAGUACCUCGCACCCAGAACCAGCUAUAUCGAAUCGGUGUCUCACAUCAUCGAGGAGUUGUCACCAACCAAACCGAAGAUGAAAGUAAUGGUUCACACGGCUCAAAAUAUUUGUUCUGAUGAUACAGAUUCAGAUGCUGAAGCUGCAAAGGUUCAAGAGGAACUGGUUUUGCUGGAUGGUAAACUAAAGCAGAUAACGCUGCAGAGGAGGCAGUCACUAAAUAACUAUUUGGAUCUGAAAGGGAAUAUAAGGGUGUUCUGUCGUGUGAGGCCUUUUCACCAUGAAGAAAAUUAUCAAUCCAGAACUCUGUACACCCUGGAUGAGAGUAAUAUAUUCCUAAAAGUUGCUGAGACCAAGAUAAAGCAAUACAAGUUUGACAAGGUUUUCAACCAAUGCUCAACACAAGGUGAUGUAUUUGCUGAAGUGGAACCAGUGAUAAAAUCAGCUUUAGAUGGCUAUAAUGUUUGUAUAUUUGCCUAUGGUCAGACAGGUAGUGGAAAAACUUAUACCAUGGAAGGCAAGCCUACAGAUCUAGGUGUCAUACCACGUGGGAUUCAAGCACUGUUUGAUCGAACUUCAGAGAGCAACAGAAGGUUUCUGUUCACUUUCAGUAUGCUCGAGAUAUAUAUGGGAAAUUUGCGAGACCUGCUAGUUCCAAGAGGCAAGGCACAAGGUUUUAAGAAGGUACCAAGCCUUUCCAUUAAAACAGAUCCAGAUGGCGGCAUCGAGAUUGAAAACCUAGUGGCAGUUACUGUCAGUAGUUUUCAUGAAGUGAAAAGACUAUAUGAAGUGGGGACCCACUUUAGAUCAACAGCUUCCACUAUGGCUAAUUCUACAUCAAGCAGAUCUCACUGUUUGAUUCGUAUUUCAUUGACCUCAUUUGACGCACCAGAGAGGAAAAGAGCAAGAAACAAAUUAUGGAUGAUUGAUCUAGGUGGAAGUGAAAGGCUUGUAAAGACAAAGGCAACUGGGAAAAGGCUCAAGGAAGGCAAAGCCAUAAAUCUGUCGCUGUCAGCCCUAGCGGAUGUCAUAGAUGCACUACAGACCAAAAAAUCCCACAUCCCUUAUAGGAAUAGCAAGCUCACACAAAUUCUUAAAGAUUCUAUAGGAUGUGAGUCCAAAACGCUUAUGCUUGUUCAUAUCCGUCCAAAUGAGGAUGAUUUGUGUGAGAGCAUCUGUACCUUGGGUUUUGCGACAAGAGUCAGAAGUAUUCGCCUGGAAAAUGAAGAACCACAAGAAGUAAAAGCAAGAAAGGAACAUUUAUUAAUGGAAUUAGAAAAGGAGAUCAGUGAUCUAGAACAAGAAUGUGAAGGUAUUGUUAGAAAGAUUAAGAAGCUCAAGGAGACAAUGGAGCAUUUUAAAGGGCAUCAGCCAUCUGCUGAAGCAAAUUUUGACAUUUCACAUCCAUCCAGUGAAGAGCUGAAAACUGUCAUGCCAAAGAAUACAAAGGAUUCAAAGAAUCGGAGAGAUGUUUCUUCCAGGUUACCCAGGUUUAUGAAGCCAACAGCGUCUAGCCAGCACAGGAUAGACUUAAAUAAACAAAUACCUGUUAGUAACAAGACAAAACCACCAGUGCCACCAAAGAGAAGGCCUUCCUCAGUUUAUGCUGAGUCUGUAAGGCUGCCAGUAAAUGCUGCAACUUGGCAGUCAGAAUGUAGUUCUGAAUGCAGUAUCUCCAUGACAAGUGACAUGAACUGGAUACCAAGUAUACAAGAUGGGACAGAAUGCAGCCAGGAUACAUCAGAAUAUGAGACCAAACAAGUGAUUUUCUCAGAACAUGAGAAACCACCUCAGAGUCAAGUGAUUUCAUUUGAAGAAUCAGGGGAGAUGCAGGAUAAAACCAAGGAAAUGGGCAUCAUAGACAUUGACAGCUGGAUUCAUCAACAGAUCAUUGAAAACACUGGCAUAUGUCAGUGUCACACUGAAAGGACGCUAGAUGUUAUUGAAGUAAAUGAAUAUGAAACUUACAAUUCUAAUACUGCUUCACCAGUUCAGAAGGAAUUUACUAAUGGUUCCAAACCCUCACUGGAUGAAGAUAGCAACCUGAACCUUUGUCCCCCCACGCAAAACACAGAAGAUAGCAAGGAAACCAGGGCUGUUAAUCAAUUCACAAAAACAGAAUUAUACACUCCUCCAUUAAAAGAACUUUGCGGCAGUGCCAAAAUUAAGGAACAUAAGAAUGAAAAGCUUGGGCGUCAUGGAAGUUGCAGAAGAUCACUGCAGGAAGAGCUCGGCAAUUGCAAGCCAGAGCAGCCAGACAAGGAACCAAAAGCUGAUCCAAACAUGCAACCUGAAAUUGAAUUCCAUGACAACAAACACCAUAUAGGUAAGUUGACAAAAUUCAUUCAAGCUCUUCGAACAGCAUGGAUUGGUGCUCUUCUUGGACUAGGCACCAUGAACCUUGGAUUAGAGCAAGACUUCUUCAAGAGCUUAACACUCUGAUUUAACUAGAACUUCACCAUUUCAAAAGGAUUUAACGAAGCUGUAUACAGUUUCAGUAAGAGUAUCUACUUCAGGAAUCAAUGGGCACUGUAUAUAUAAGGCUGCAAUGAAAUGUAAGCUGCCAAUAUGCCAGUGGCAGAUGAAUUGCUAGUCUGAAAUGGUUUCUUUGGUUAUAAAUGGAUAGUUUCAAGACAAGUGGGAAAAUGGGAAGAAAUGUGAUAUAUGACAAAUUUUGAAUUAACAUUAUCAAUUUAUCAUAAAUGAUAAAUGAUUGUUACAGUAUGCAGAGAAGCUAUUGCAAUAUCUGAACUGAGGGAGAGUUAUUUACAUCUCCAGGCCAUUUCAGUCGAUUGAGCACUAUAUAUGCCAAACAUAACAUGUCACAGCAAUGACUCUUACUAUGAUAUCUUUCAUAUAGCAACUUUUGAGCUAAAGCUGUAAAGUAGUGGCGUAUUUUCUUCCAAAUAUAUGCAAAAGGAGAAGCAUGUAGACUGGGGUGCCAACCAUAAGUUUAUAUCAAGUCACGAGGCCCUGCAGCUGAUUUUCAUACCUGUAAGGUCCAUAUACUUCAAUAAAAUUAAAUCUUUUGUUCAAAA